Cyclopterus lumpus (lumpfish) is the source of this 2391-nucleotide messenger RNA. It is a transcript of the gene gpr183a, whose product is annotated as G protein-coupled receptor 183a. The record is from RefSeq and is a predicted model, not a curated record. Lineage: Eukaryota; Metazoa; Chordata; Actinopteri; Perciformes; Cyclopteridae. Gene Ontology annotation, biological process: G protein-coupled receptor signaling pathway. Gene Ontology annotation, molecular function: G protein-coupled receptor activity; oxysterol binding. The transcript has 4 exons. Gene Ontology annotation, cellular component: membrane. Bases 364 to 1494 code for a protein of 376 amino acids.
CGACAACAGGAGAGAGGCCCGCUGUCACGCUGCAGACACUUUAUUCAUCUCCACGUGGAGAACGCAACUUUGUACCAUGUCUGCACGCUGCAUGAACUGCAUUCAUGAAACGUGGUAAACAUGUCCGAGCCCCAUUGUCUUCUAUGAAUAGCCGUGGCAGAGUACCCCGUCUGCGGUCUGUCAGAGAUGGGUGUGAUCCGGCCGUCUGAUGCCCAGACAGCGUUUGUUGUCGUGUUGUCAGGACAGCCCUCACAGUCGAGAUAAGCUCCUCACGAGAAGUGUCCCGUCUUCUGGAUCCAUGUGACUUAAAGCGAAGGGAAGACAUACUCCAUCUGUGAAGUUACUGGUUCCGGACAUAUCAAGAUGAGUUCCACUGCUGUGCCUGUGACCGUUGCCGUCCUAUCCCACAACAAUGACUCGAACCAGCCCACCUGUGACACCCUGUACGCCCACCGGGACUACGCCAGGGUGCUCAUGCCUCUCUUCUACUGCGUUGUGUUCCUGGUGGGGCUGCUCGGGAACAGCCUCGCCCUCCAUGUCAUCCGUCCCAAUGUGAAGAAGAUGAACUCCACCACCUUGUACUCCCUCAACCUGGUCGUCUCCGACAUCCUCUUCACCCUCUCGCUGCCCGUGAGGAUCUUCUACUACGCCCUGGGUUUCCACUGGCCUCUUGGCGAGGCGGUGUGCAAGAUCUCGGGACUCAUCUUCUACAUCAACACCUACGCUGGGGUCAACUUCAUGACCUGCCUCAGCGUGGACCGCUUCAUCGCCGUGGUCCUGCCUCUGCGGUUCGCGCGACUCAGGAAGGUCAGCAACGUGCGCUACAUCUGCGUCGGCGUCUGGCUGCUGGUCCUGGCGCAGACCUUCCCCCUCGUGGGAAUGCCGAUGACCAAAGCGGAACCCGACGGCUUCAUCACCUGCAUGGAGUACCCCAACUUUGAGAAGGUCGACAACAUCGCCACCAUACUGAUCGGAGCCGUCUUCCUGGGUUACGUCGUGCCUGUGCUGACCAUCCUCGUGUGCUACUCCGUCCUGUGCUCCAAACUCCACUCCUCGGCCAAGAGCAACCAUCUGACGGAGAAGUCUGGCCGAAGCCGCAAGGCCAUCGGCGUGAUCUGCUGCGUGUCCCUGGUGUUCAUCGUCUGCUUCAGCCCCUAUCACAUCGACAUCCUGCAGUACAUGAUCCGCAAGCUGGUGUCGAGCCCCGACUGCGUCGAUCUCACGGCCUUCCAGGUGUCGCUGCACUUCACCGUGUGCCUGAUGAACCUCAACUCCUGUCUGGAUCCCUUCAUCUACUUCUUCGCCUGCAAGGGCUACAAGAGGAAACUCCUGAAGCUGCUGAAGCUGCAGGUCAGCAUGUCCUUCUCCAGUGCAGUGAGAACGUCACCCGAAGGCUCCUCCCGGGAUGUGAUAGACGGCAACAAGAUCCAACUCACCAGCUGUGGUGUCGGCUUGGUCACAGAGAGACUCACAGACAGCCGGUCUCACCAGUGAAUGAAAGAAAUGAGAGUGACACGAGAGGAGAGGACCUUUUUCGUUUGAGACCUACUUUAGAGAGCAUUCAAAUAGUGUCUCGAACAAAUGGAAGUGGACUCGCUUAUGCCAUCAGGGACUCCAAGCAUCUGGAUCCAAAAGAAAUCAAGCUAUUAUGGAUCAAAUCCAAGGAAAGUCUUUUUUCAUUUUUUUUAAAGAACAUCAACAGAGCGACAAUAGAAAUCCAGCGCACAUUUUUUUAUUAGCAUGCGUUUCUCAGGAAAGCAGAGAUUAGUGCAGCGAUUGGGAAGAAAGGAGGAUAGCCUCCCGCCCGCAAAGACUUGAGCUCGAGACAGAGCGUGUCCGAGGGGGGCAGCCGAGUUGGCGUCAAGUCCUACAUUCAAAUUCCUGUGGACCGGAGAAGUGGUGAAAGCUUAGCUCAUGUACAGUAUGUGAAGAGUGAAGCAGUCAUACUCACAUGAAAAAGGCAACAGUGUAAUAAUUGCAACCGGACAAUGACCUCACAUCUGAUCCCAUCCUCGCAGCAGUACCUUUAUUAACAUUAACUUCAAAAUCAGCCUCACAGCCUCAGUUUUCUGUUGGCCUCAUGUUUCAGCUCAAUUGCCACACCUCAGGAGAGUGUACACUCCUUAUAUCAACUGCCUGCCAACUGAAUUAAACUUAAUUGGCAGGUGGAGUGGCGCCAUUUGUCUGUUUUAGCAUUAAUUUUCUCGUUGUUAAAAGUGGGUGCGGUCUAUGAUGUCAUUUAAUUUAAAGGGGAGUUUUCUUGUCAAGACGCAGAAGUUAUGUUUACAGGCAGUGCUGUUCACCAUACUGCAACUUGUGUAUUCCUUAAGGGUCUAACGAAUGUAUUGAGUGCAUUUCAUUCCUCAUUAAACAUGCUUGUUUACAAUAAUG